Molecule: messenger RNA, 213 nt
Organism: Penicillium verrucosum
Lineage: Eukaryota; Fungi; Ascomycota; Eurotiomycetes; Eurotiales; Aspergillaceae
Exons: 2
Coding region: 1-213 (70 amino acids)
Source: RefSeq, a predicted model, not a curated record
AUGCCCUCAAGUGCCCUCAAAUGCCAGCGGGUUCAUGUCGCUAGUCAUUGGGGAUCCGACAAAUAUAUCGACCAACCAUUCUCUAGCAAGACCGAUAUUGUCGGCGCUAGCCUCUUCCUCGGCGGCUCUGGAGAAAUUAAGAAAGCACGGUCGCCUCCUGCACAACUCAUCAUGGCCAACGCAUUCCGUUGUCUCUAUGCCGAUGACAACUGA